Molecule: messenger RNA, 3209 nt
Organism: Pollicipes pollicipes
Lineage: Eukaryota; Metazoa; Arthropoda; Thecostraca; Pollicipedomorpha; Pollicipedidae
Exons: 9
Coding region: 72-3209 (1045 amino acids)
Source: RefSeq, a predicted model, not a curated record
GCUGUGGUACGGUCGAUUUUGAUCGUGAUUUUUUGCUCUUUUUCGCUGACGUAGGGACUCUGUCGUCGAAAAUGGGCGACGCUGCCGAUCUGCACCGGUGUCUGGCCUGCUCCCAAACCAUCUGCGGUCUCAAGACGUACGUGGCGCACCGGGAGGCGGGUGAGUGUGCCGGCUCCAGAUCAACUGCCGCCGGGUCUGGUUCAACCGUGACCGGGUCCGGGUCAGCUGCCGCUGGCUCCGGAUCAACUGCCGCCGAGUCCGGGUCAGCUGCGGCCGGAUCCGGGUCAGCUACCGCUGGCUCCGGAUCAACUGCCGCCGAGUCUGGGCCAGUUGCGGCCGGAUCCGGGUCAGCUACCGCUGGCUCCGGAUCAACUGCCGCCAAGUCCGGGUCAGCUACUGCCGGCUCCAAAUCAACUGCCGCUGGGUCCGGGUCAAGCGCGGCCGUGUCCGGGACAGCUAUUGCUGGCCCCAGAACAACUGCUGCCGAGUCCGGAUCAGCUAUCGCUGGCCCCAAAUCAACUACUGCCGCGGACGGGUCAGCCCCCACCGGGUCCGGAUCAGCUGCCGCCAGCCGCCACUCCUCCGGCGGCGAGUGCAGCUCAUCCUCUGCGAAGCGGAAGUCUCCUCCCGAUAAGCGCAGCUUGCCCUCCGCGAAGCGCGGCUGCGCUCUCGUGGAUUGUAACGCGCCGUCCGCAAACCUGAGUUCCGCUCCUGGAGAUGCGAAGUCAUCCGCCGCUGCCGGUGGCUCGUCCGUUGAGGACUGCCGGUUACGCGCUCAAGAUCACGGCGCCACGCCCGGGGGCUCCAAGCCAGCGGCCUCGCGCGGCAGCUCCGCCGUCUCCAGCUACUCCAAGCUCACUCACUCUGUUCCUGGUCCUUCCACUGCCAGCUCCAGGCCCUCCAACCUGUACACUGGGCCUCCCGCCGAGAGCAAGCCCCGUGUGCUUACGCCGACGCCCUCCACCGCGGCCUCCACCAGCCGGAACACCGUCUCUAAAUGUCUUUCGAAGUCGGCUGCCUCAAGUAAGCUUGCGUCGGCAACUGGCUCGAAAUCCGUCAUAUUGCUUCUUCGAAACCACAAAACGGGUGUCAGUAAGUCCCCUCCUGCAGAUCGCACGGCUCUCGCCACCUACUCCAAGGCAUCGACAUCGAAAAAUAACCGUCCCGCCUCCCCAGCAAGCUCCACGAUUUUUGUUCGCGGUCCGCCUGUCAGGAACACCGAGACCACCGCCUCGAAUUCCAGCAGCGCCGCACCCAGCCCCCCAUCCCCUAAGCGCACGAUCCGCAUCAUCCGCCGUCCUCCUGGUAGUGUUUCCAGCGUGCCGGGCUCUCAGUUUGUGACCUCCGGUGCCGGACCCGUGACCUCCUCCGCCGUCCCCCCGGCCGCCUCCUCCGCACCUCUCGUUUCUUCUGUGUCCUGCGCCCCCUCCACUACGGCCUCCAGUCCAGUGCCCGCUGCUUCACCCGGUGCCCGCCCGCCCAGGGUCACGCUCGGCUGCCGCUGCGAAGUCUGCGACCUCGACUUCAAAUCGCGCACCUCAUACAACGAGCACGUGGACCUGGCGCACCGGUCGGCGCUACAGCCGACCAGCAGCCGCGCCGCGCGCAAGCUCGACAAGCGCAAGGCUGGCCUGCAGGUACCGACGUGGGUGCGCGCGGCGCGGGCGGCCCGUCUUGUCGAGCCCGGGCCAGACGGCGAGGGCUUCGACGAAUUCGGCGCCGUGGAGGAGAUGCUGAACGUGGAGGCGCGGGCGCCGGCGGCGAGACGCGCGCGGCCGGCUGGCGCGGAGGAGCACGACGCGGAGGAGGCUGUGCCGCCAGAGUGUCCCCUCUGCGGCCCGGUGGAGGAGGCGAGCACCGCCGCGCACAUCUUCUCCCGGCCGCACGUGGCCGCGCACCGCGCCGCCCAGGCAGCGGCCAAGCAGCCGGACGCCGCGCAGCUGCUGGCUCUGACGCUGGAGGGCAUGAUGUCGGCACAGACGUUCGCGCCGUACCGCUGCCACCCGUGCCGCUUCUCCUGCAACCAGCUGGCCGACCUGCAGCGCCACACGGCCGCGCAGGGCCACUGGCUGCGCCGCUGCGACAAACGCUGCUCGCUCUGCGCCACGACCGUCUCGGGCCCGGAGCACUUCGACUCGGAGGUGCACCGGCGCUGGGCGGGGCGCGUCGCCAUCGUCUCGGGGGUGGCGUACAAGUGCGGCGAGUGCGGCGCCGCGUUCCCGCUGCUCUUCGCCGCGCGCCACAGCCUGUGUCAGUACGGCGGCAAUACGCGCCUCGGCCAGCUCCAGUGCCGCCUGUGCGGCUUCAGGAACAACCUCAAGGUGAACGUGCUAUUUCACGAGUCGAUCACCCAUCACCCGCCGCACACGGGCCGCAAGAAGACGGCGGGCGGCGGCGCGGCUGGCGGCGCGGCCGGCGGCGCGCGGCCCUCCAAGACGCUGCGCUACCUCUGCCCCCACUGCGACCUCUACUUCCGCAAGGCGUCGCUCAAGUCGCACCUGAUGAAGCACACCGGAGAGGCGCCCUUUCACUGCAUGUACUGCUCCAGGUACUUCUAUGUGGAGUCGGAGCGGGACCGGCACGAGGUGACGUCUCAUCGGCACUCGGUGCGCAUGCAUGUGACGCGCGUGCACCGCGACGAGCAGCGCACGUGCCCGGCCGACGGGUGCGACUACGCCGCCACGCACGCCAGCCUGAUGAACCGGCACAUCGCCGUGCGACACCCCGACUUCCGUCGCUUCCGGUGCACCCAGUGCGCCUUCUCGUGCAGCACGGCCGUCACGCUUGACACCCACGUGAACAUGCACAGUGGUCUGAAGCCGUACCAGUGUCCGCACUGCUCGUUCGCCACGCGGUUCCCACCGCACCUGAAGCGCCACCUGCGCAUCCACACGGGCGCCCGGCCCUACCCCUGCCCCUUCUGCGAGUACAAGGCCAACAACUUCGAGAACCUGCGCAAGCACGUGAUCACGACGCGCCGGCACCAGGGCCUGCGCGUCUACAUGUGCAAGUUCUGUCCGGAGGGCGCCCUGUUCGGCACCAACUACGCGCGUCAGUUCAAGCAGCACCUGCGUGAGAAGCACGCCGGCCAGUUCGAGACUGUCGGAGCGCUGGCCACCUACGUGGCCGGCCUGUACAACCGCGAGGAGGACAUCAUCCAGACGGACACGCCCAUCGACCACACCUACAAAAUACGAUGUUCCGGCUGA